Aspergillus ruber CBS 135680 is the source of this 2307-nucleotide messenger RNA. Its product is annotated as Zn(II)2Cys6 transcription factor. Gene Ontology annotation, biological process: regulation of DNA-templated transcription; DNA-templated transcription. The record is from RefSeq and is a predicted model, not a curated record. The transcript is spliced from 3 exons. The coding region runs from base 1 to 2307 and encodes 768 amino acids. Gene Ontology annotation, molecular function: DNA binding; zinc ion binding; DNA-binding transcription factor activity, RNA polymerase II-specific. NCBI's taxonomy places the organism in Eukaryota, Fungi, Ascomycota, Eurotiomycetes, Eurotiales, Aspergillaceae.
AUGAAUCUACUACCCAAACCCCCGGAUCCCUUCAUUGACGCCAGUAUGGACAGAAUGGCCAUACCACGUGCCGGUCCCCUACCGCCGCCAGCAACUCGUCGACGAGUCGGACGCGCCUGCCAGGCAUGCCGCGAUCGCAAGAUCCGUUGUGAUGGUAAUAAAACAAGCUGUAAGCAAUGCUUGGACACGAGUGUUGCUUGCAAUUAUCCACCAAACCGGCGCGAGAAAGACAAGGACGAGUUUCAGGACCUCAAGAUCCAGAAUGAACGGUAUUACACUUUGCUGGGGAAGGUUGCGGAGAGGGCUGGUUGUAUUGUAAAGGAUAUUGACCAGAAAAGAAAACGUCCCCCCGACCAUGGUCGCAAAGAAAGCUUCUCGGUCUCAUCAGCAGAGUCCCUAGACGCCCUUGACGUUGUCGACGAAAACACCUAUUUAAAUGAAGAAAAUAGAGCAACCGGGUUUGUAGAAAAAAGCUCAGAGGUACCUUGGCUACAGAGUUUGGAUAUUGAAGCUGAGAGAGUUAACCAUCCAGGUCAUACAAGCGCCAAGAGGAACGUUUCAGGAACAACGCGCGACAAUCACAUCGCCUCCGAGUCGUACCAUACAAAUGAACGGCCUAUGGCUGAAUGCGAGCGAUUGAACCCGUAUGACCUACCGCCGAAACACACGGCCGACGCGUACUACAACACAUAUUUCAACUUCGUUGACGUCCAUUUCCCCAUCGUUCGGAAAUCACUCUUCACGGUGCAAUAUGAGCGGUAUUACUCAAAACCCUUCCUCAAACCGGGGAAGAAGUGGCUUUGUGUCUUGAACCUGAUUCUUGCUAUCGCAUCUCGUCACUGUGCGUCUGUUGGAAAAGACGUGCCCGAUGGAUCCGAGGAUGAGAUAUUCUUUUCCAAAGCGAAAAUGCUCAGUGCAAAUGAGAACAUCAUCUAUGACCAUCCAGACCUACAGCAGGUACAAAUUGAAGCCUUGUUAGCCUUCUAUUUCUUGGUGCAAUCACAAGUCAACAGAGCAUGGCAAAUGAUACGCAUUGCAUCGAGCUCAGCAAUUGCUCUUGGAAUCAACAUGCACAAUGUGAAUGACAAGACUGACGCAGUAUCCAAAGAGUCACGGUGCCGUCUUUGGUGUUCAAUAUUCAUGCUCGAGCACUCCCUCACGACUAUGACCGGCAGGGCCUCAAGCUUAGGUGAAUCGUUCUCUGUACAUGCGCCUAUCCCGUUCACUGAAGACUCGUUCUCAGUCAGUCCCGCAUCUUCUUUUCUUAGUAAUGAAUCGGAGCGCGAGAAGAUCGCAAACUGGACUUUAUUCGAAACUGAGUUACAGACGAAAAGCCGGACUCUGCGACUCCAAUCUAUCAAAUCAAACCCGUCACUCUACUUCACCUAUCAGAUUGACCUGUCACUAAUCGCCAGUACCAUCACUAGUCGUAUCUACGGGGUCCAUGCACGGCGGGAAGGAUGGGACCAGGUAGAAAACGCAAUCAAACUAUACUCCCAAAAGCUGAAAAAUUGGGCAUCUACUAUCAACAAUUUAUUUGCUUUCUCUGAUAAUGAUGGAGAGCUACUCUGCGGCCCUUCAUCACGCGAACAAGCCAGCCUCGCCCUGCACUUCUACAGCACUUGCAUCCUUACCUAUCGUCCAUGUCUCUCACGUCCAGGACUCUCGGAGCACAGUGGUAUACAUUUUCCUAGGAGUCGUUUUGGGAACGAUACAGCACUCUCCUGUGUCCGGUCCGCACUUUUACUCCUUGCCGUCCUACCAGACGAGCCCGAUAAGGAAUGGUUCUUUACAGUAUCACCAUGGUGGACGAUGCUAUAUUUCAUCAUGCAAGCAUCAACUGUCCUCCUCAUCCAUCUCACAGUAGGCCCCGUGCACAUAAGAACAGAACAUGGCCACGAAGAACAACCAGAAGAAUGCCCACACCCCACUGACAUAGUACUCCCCAGCUGCAAAAAAGCUCUCCGCUGGCUCCACCACAUGGCGAAUUACGAUCUCACCUGUAAAAAUGGCUUCAAUCUUUCUGUCAGUUUCUUCUAUCGCGUUGCAUCGUCCAGGGACCUCGAUCUCGAAGGCGUGCCGCUUCCAAUGUCCUUGCCGCUGGAUGAGUCGAGUGGUUCUCGACGGUUAUUUACCACACAGCCGGCUUCUGCAAGUUUGAGACAUGAGGGCUUUGGAAGUAGCUCAACGACUUCUGUGCCUGGAACGGCGUGGCUAAGGGAAUUGUUUCCACCGGGUCUUGUGCAAGAGCCGGAUAUGGCUUGGUUUUCUUCUAUUGCAGAUUUACCAGAGCUGCACAGGACAUGA